AGAUAAGAAACGGAAAAAAUGAUAUGCUAUUUUCACCAUUCUAGAUGAUUCUAAAAGCAGUUAGCGAAACUCAUUCUGCCCUGACGCCAUUCACACAAAAAUGCAGAACUCUCAACCAUCUAAAAGAAUUCCAUUGCCAACUCCUCAAACUCUACCUCCCUAAAACUCCAUCAGCCAUUGCUCCACUUCUUUCACUUGCCGUCAAUUCUAGGAUUCCUUCUUUCUUCAACUAUUCGUGUAUUGUGUUUCAAAAUCUUGGCUACCGAAGUACGUUUUUGUACAAUACCAUGAUUAGAGGAUAUGUGCAGUCAGAUCUGCCAAUACCAGCAAUUAUAUGUUACAAAGACAUGCUGAGAGAUAAGUUUAUUGUAAAUAAUUAUACCUUUCCUCCAUUGAUAAAGGCUUGUACGCUGGUUUUAAAUGAAUUUGGGCAGCUUGGAUUAUCAGUGCAUGCCCACUCACUGAAGUUGGGAUUACAACAUGACCGGUUUAUUGUUGCAGCAUUGAUUGAAUUUUAUUCCCUAAAUCUCGAGAUGGACAGCGCACGUACAUUGUUUGAUGAAACUCCCAUCAGAGAUGUGGUUUUGUUUACCACCAUGAUUGAUGGAUACGGGAAAAAAGGGGAGGUGGGAAAAGCCAGAUUAUUGUUUGAAGAGAUGCUGGAGAGAAAUGUGAUUUCUUGGAGUGCAAUGAUGGCAGCAUAUUCACGGGCUAGUGAUUUUAAGGAGGUUCUUUACUUGUAUCGGAUGAUGGAAGAAGACGGUCUUAAGCCCAAUGAGUCUGUUCUUGUGACGGUCCUCACGGCUUGUGCUCAUCUAGGUGCCUUAGCACAAGGUUUUUGGGUACAUUCUUUGGCUAAGCAUUAUAAUUAUGAGUCGAACCCAGUAUUGGCUACUGCAUUGGUUGACAUGUACUCUAAAUGUGGGAGAAUGGAGUUAGCUUCAUCAGUCUUUGAAGUGAUGAUUUAUAAGGAUGCUGGAGCUUGGAAUGCCAUUAUAUCAGGAUUUGCAAUGAACGGAGAUGCAAUGAAAUCCAUUCAAUUGUUCUAUCGGAUGUUAGCAAGUGGGAAUCAACCAAAUGAAACCACAUUUGUUGCUGUGCUCUCUGCUUGCACUCAUGCAAACAUGGUUGACAAGGGUCUUUCACUGUUUGGAAGAAUGAGCGGUGUUUAUGGGGUUGAACCCAGGUUUGAGCAUCGUGCAUGUGUAGUGGACCUAUUAGCAAGAGCUGGUAAGCUCGAGGAUGCUGAGAAGUUCAUUGAGGAGAACAUAGGAGGGAUAGAGAAAGGGGAUGCUAACGUGUGGGGAGCCUUACUUGGUGCUUGUAGGGUCUAUGGUAAUCUUGAAGUAGGUGAUCGAAUAUGGAGAAACCUUUCUAACAUGAAGGAAGCUGACUAUGGUACUUACGUACUUGCAUACAACAUGUAUAAGGAAGCUGGUUGGGAAAUGGAAGCCAAGUGUGUUAGGAAAUUGAUCGAGGAGAUGAGGAUAAAGAAGCAGCCUGGAUGUAGUGUCGUAGAGGUAAAUGGCGUAGUUAAAGAAUUCCUGGCGAGUGAUCUUUUACAUCCCAAGUCACGACAAGUCUGCAACAUGCUCGAGUCCUAACCUAAUGUAAUGCAUCUUAUUGAUUGAACAUGAUGUCAAAAGAUAUCCAAGACAAUUGAAAUGGCUGAGGCCGCCACAGUAAAAGCAAUAUCAAAAAUCACAGAACAAGCAAUAUUUCUAUAUGGAGUGGAUGAACAAGUAAAAGAACUAGUUACAGAGCUGGGACGUAUGCGAGCUUUCUUGAAGGACGCCGAUUCAAGAAAACAGACAAAAGAAAUAGUCAAAAAUUGGGCUGAUGAAAUCAGGGACCUUGCACAAGAUGCUGAAGGCAUAGUUGACAAAUUUGCAGCUGAGGUAAAACAGAGAAAAGGGGAAGACACUGCUUAUUGUUUUUGUACAAUAUUAGUUAAUGUUGUGAAAGAAGUUGUUGUAAGGUACAGAGUUGGCUGGGGCAUAAGCAAGGUCAACAAGAGAAUCAAGAACUUCAGAGAAAGUUUGAAAACAUAUGGUAUAGAUCUUGGUGUAAAUGAAGGAGAAACAUCUUUUAGAGAAGUGAUAUUACAAAGUGGAGCUAUUGGUGUUGAGAAAUGGGGAGGCGAUGGAGGAGGGCAUUGGAGUUAUAGGCCAAAAGGUUUAGUGAAACAGAUAGUUGUUAAACAUGGAGUAAUUAUAGAUUCUAUAAUGUUUAAGAGCAUUGAAGAAAAUGGUGUCGUGGAGUCUUCUCAAACAUUUGGUGGUUCUGGAGGCAGCCUUAGGACUGAGAUCAAUAUAGACAGUCCUUCAGAGUAUUUGACAGGCAUAAGUGGGACAUUUGGACUCUUUGGUCCCUAUCUUAUAAUAAAAUCUAUCAAGUUUCACACCAGCCUUAGCCAUCAUGGCCCUAUGGGCUCAGUGAAUGAGACAGAUACCAACUUCUCAUUUAUCAUGCAAGGUGGGGUGGUUGUUGGAUUUCAUGGAUUUUCAGGAUUAUUUCUUGAUGCCAUUGGUUUGUAUGUUAUGCCAACACGUAUCAGUUUACUUUCUUAGCAGACAUACUGUCUCAUCAAUAUGUAUUCGAGUUAGCUUGUACAUAAGGUAAUAAGUUGAUCGGCGAGAAAGGAGCUGACUUGGUCAACCAGAUCAAUAAUUCUCCAAAGUAGUGGUGUUACCUCAUCAAUAUGUAUCUGAGUUAGCUUGCUCACAAUAUUAUUUCCAAGUUCUCCUUGACGAUCUUGAGAACUUGGAACCUCUAGGAAAUUGAUAGAACAUGUUUACUAGUACAAAUUUUCAUUCACAAUUGUAAUUGACCAUUGUUGACAAAGUUUGUUGUUCGAUUGCACAAUUUUAUUUUAUUUUUUAC
Capsicum annuum is the source of this 2883-nucleotide messenger RNA. RefSeq names its product pentatricopeptide repeat-containing protein At5g66520-like. Bases 45 to 1604 code for a protein of 519 amino acids. The transcript is spliced from 3 exons. Gene Ontology annotation, biological process: RNA modification. Lineage: Eukaryota; Viridiplantae; Streptophyta; Magnoliopsida; Solanales; Solanaceae. Gene Ontology annotation, molecular function: RNA binding; protein binding. The record is from RefSeq and is a predicted model, not a curated record.